Blastomyces dermatitidis ER-3 is the source of this 450-nucleotide messenger RNA. RefSeq lists its product as uncharacterized. The coding region runs from base 1 to 450 and encodes 149 amino acids. The transcript has a single exon. The record is from RefSeq and is a predicted model, not a curated record. Lineage: Eukaryota; Fungi; Ascomycota; Eurotiomycetes; Onygenales; Ajellomycetaceae.
AUGGGCCAGAUUGAGAAGGGCGGUACGAGGGUGAGACUUGGCAUUGAUGUUUUGGAACAUCAAAGAUGGACAGGGUUUUCGCGGAGGUCACUCCUCAGAUAUCUCCACAACUACAGGUCGGGGAUCUUCCAAAAUCAAGAAGAUUGGUGCAUAUGGCUAGGUCACUUCACCUUACAAUUUGUAUGGCACUCUGGCCCGGGGUUGUGGUGUGGUAGGGGAGAACGGGGGAUAAUCCCACACAGGAGUUUCGAACAACAUCCAGUUCACAUUUGGCUGGAUAACUCCACCACCACACAGGGUAUGCGGUCGGCGAUGGGGUCAGAAUGCUCGUAUGAUCGAGGGCUUUUCAAUGGAUCUAUCGGCGGGUUCUUAUUCGAAAAAUCGAGCGAGUUCGUGGUGGAGCGGUUUUGGCUUGUGAUCAGCGGGCGUAUGCCUGUAAUUGUAUGCUGA